This is a messenger RNA of Phodopus roborovskii (desert hamster), 1910 nucleotides long. It is a transcript of the gene Cwc25, whose product is annotated as CWC25 spliceosome associated protein homolog. NCBI's taxonomy places the organism in Eukaryota, Metazoa, Chordata, Mammalia, Rodentia, Cricetidae. The coding region runs from base 92 to 1351 and encodes 419 amino acids. Gene Ontology annotation, cellular component: U2-type spliceosomal complex. The record is from RefSeq and is a predicted model, not a curated record. Gene Ontology annotation, biological process: mRNA splicing, via spliceosome. The transcript is spliced from 10 exons.
UUCUCUGAGGCUGAACUCAAGUUGAGACCGUUUUCUCUCGCUCCUCGCUGAAUCUUUCAGGUCCACGGACUGAGGAAACGUCUCCACCGUCAUGGGAGGCGGAGACCUGAACCUAAAGAAGAGCUGGCACCCGCAGACCCUUCGAAAUGUGGAGAAAGUGUGGAAGGCAGAACAGAAACAUGAGGCUGAGCGGAAAAAGAUUGAGGAGCUGCAGCGCGAGCUCCGAGAGGAGAGAGCUCGGGAAGAGAUGCAGCGCUAUGCUGAGGAUGUCGGGGCUGUCAAGAAAAAAGAAGAAAAGUUGGAUUGGAUGUACCAGGGCCCUGGUGGGAUGGUGAACCGUGAUGAGUAUCUGCUGGGUCGCCCCAUUGACAAGUAUGUUUUUGAGAAGAUGGAGGAAAAGGAAGCAGGCUGUUCUUCUGAGACGGGACUCCUCCCAGGCUCUAUCUUUGCCCCAUCAGGUGCCAAUUCCCUCCUUGACAUGGCCAGCAAAAUCCGGGAAGACCCUCUCUUCAUCAUCAGGAAGAAAGAAGAGGAGAAAAAAAGAGAGGUACUGAACAAUCCUGUGAAAAUGAAGAAAAUCAAAGAAUUGUUGCAAAUGAGUCUGGAAAAAAAGGAGAAGAAGAAAAAGAAGGAGAAGAAAAAGAAGCACAAGAAACACAAACACAGAAGCUCCAGUAGUGACCGCUCCAGCAGUGAGGAGGAGCAUAACCAGGGCAGAUCUCAAAAGAAGAUGGCAAAUCCCUUUCCUGUUUUGUCCAAAGUCCCUGGAUAUGGCUUACAGGUGAGGGACCCUGACCGUAACCAGGGACUACAGGGUUCUCUGAUGGCCGAACAAAGGGGUGUGAAGAACCAUUCCCGCUCAAGGAGCUCCUCCCACUCACCCCCCAGACAUGUCAGCAAGAAGAGCUCCAAGGAAGAGAGGUCCCGGGAUAGGAGGUCUCGAUCCCCAGGCAGAAGGUCACGGUCUCCAAGGCCCAGCAAACCGCAUGCCUCCAAGGUAAACAGGAAAGAGAGAGAUAGCCCAUCACCUAAAAAGGAUGUCUACCAGAGGCGGCAUGUGUCUGGAUAUACCAGGAAACUCUCAGCAGAGGAGCUAGAGCGGAAACGGCAGGAGAUGAUGGAAAACGCCAAGUGGAGGGAGGAGGAGAGGCUCAACACCCUCAAGAGGCAUGCCCAGGAAGAUGAACGGGAGCGCAGGCUGGAGAAGCUGGACUCCCGCUCUGGCAAGUUCAUCCAUCGCAUGAAGCUGGAGAGCGCAUCUACUUCCUCCCUGGAGGACCGGGUGAAGCGCAACAUCCAUUCUCUACAGCGCACAUCAGUAGCUCUGGAGAAGAACUUUAUGAAAAGAUGAGAAACAGCCUCUCACUGGUCUCCCUGAGUUCUCCAGGGGGGCUGCUGACCCCUUAGAAUUCUCUUUAUAAGAGUUCGAAUGGCUUCUUCUACAGGUGAAAAAUCACCACUGUUCAAAGUGCCCCUUGUCCAUUGACUCCUGAAAGAUGGUACAUUCUUUAAAAACCAAUGAACUUUGGCUGGAUGCACUGUGGGAUUUGACUGUGUUUUAAUGGAUGGGCACUGGGCUGUCCUGGAAGGCUUAGUUGCUUGUCACACCUACCCCACCCCACACACACCUGAAUGAAUGGAUCAGACCUUCCAAAGACCUCUCCCCAUAGCCACUCAGACAGACUCUGCUUACUGGGACAAAUGAACAUUGACUUUAUUUAGUAGACUUUGUGACAGAAUAGUCAAGUGUCAGGAAGAGCCAAGUGACAAAAAACUGGAAGAUAAAACAGUACCAAAAAAAGCCCUAAAUGAAUUGUUAACUAUUUAGUCUUUGAGAUGUAAUAGUAGAAUGUAUAUAUGUACAAAUGUAUAAUUUUAUACAUACUUUUAAAAAGCUACUUUUGUCAGAA